AUGGAAAGCACAGCGAUUUUGAGAGAGUGGUUCGAUCGGGUUGACUCAGACAAAACUGGAUGCAUCGUCGCUACUCAACUCAAGAGUGCUUUUGCUGUCGGAAACCUUCAUUUCCCCACCUCCGUUGUUCAACAAAUGAUCAGGAUGUACGAUUUUGACAAAAAUGGAACUAUGAGCUUUGAAGAGUUUGUCGAACUUAACAAGUUUCUGCUAAAGGUUCAACAGGCCUUUUCAGACUUGGAGAGGGGACGUGGAUUUCUUGUUCCUGAUGAAGUUUACAAGGCGCUGGUGAAACUUGAAUUCUCUCUCGACUCUCCAGCUUUUUAUACUGUUUGUGAGAGUUUUGAUCAAACGAGAUGUGGAAAGUUCAGACUCGACGACUUUAUAUCUCUUUGUAUAUUUGUACAGUCAUCAAGGUCAGUAAAUCAAUGA
Fraxinus pennsylvanica is the source of this 432-nucleotide messenger RNA. Lineage: Eukaryota; Viridiplantae; Streptophyta; Magnoliopsida; Lamiales; Oleaceae. The record is from the annotation of a GenBank genome assembly.